Trichogramma pretiosum is the source of this 738-nucleotide messenger RNA. RefSeq names its product caveolin-3-like. Bases 214 to 738 code for a protein of 174 amino acids. The transcript has 3 exons. Gene Ontology annotation, molecular function: molecular adaptor activity. Gene Ontology annotation, cellular component: caveola. Gene Ontology annotation, biological process: caveola assembly. Lineage: Eukaryota; Metazoa; Arthropoda; Insecta; Hymenoptera; Trichogrammatidae. The record is from RefSeq and is a predicted model, not a curated record.
CUCAGGAUCUAUCAAACUCGGAAGCUUUCUUCGCUUUUUUAAAAGUUCCUUAUGUUUCGUUUAUUGCCGAUCGUUUGUGCUUUGUUUAAAUGGAUUUCGGAAGAAUGGCGAUACUUGAUCAUUGUUUUAAGAAAUUACGGGGGAUUUAUAAAAUUUCAUUUUCUGUGUGUCGUUUAAAUUGCUCAUAACUGUGACAAAAUUUAACAUUUCAAGAUGCUUGCGUAUAUGAAAACUUUUAAGUGUCCAAAAUGUCCUGCGAAUUUUAAAUUUCCAGGAAUGGAUAAAACAGAAUCCUCCAUGGAAGAAAACAGCGAUUUUGAAGAUCGGGAUCCAGGUCGCUUGAAUCAGCACAUGCCGGUAAUUUGGGAGCAAGUGAUCGGUGAACCGGACGGUAUCCGAAGUCCGGAGUGCGCAUGGCGAUUGAGCCAUCAUUGUUUUCGCCUGUCCAAGGGUUGCUGCUACGUCCUCCUCUCGAUUUUCGUCGCCCCCAUCGCGGCUCUGAUCCUUGGCUUCACCUUUGCGUGUCUCGCUUUCGAGCAUAUAUGGUGCAUCGUUCCAUGCUUGCGUGCCUGGCGUAUAAGCUGCAUGGCGGUGCGGCACUUCUGCACGGCCGCGACUCAAGCUCUCGUCAGGCCUUGCACCGAGGCGCUCGGAUAUCUUUUUCAUCAAGUUCGAGUCAUGAAUCAGAAGCUGCCGGAUACCUAUGAGAUAAAUAGGGACGACAUUCAUAUUAUUUAA